CUGGUGGUGGUUCUUUCUCUCACCUCUUUCCUCCCAGAUCAUAUCCAGCAAGUCUAUGUGAGCUUUCCAGAUGGAAGGAAUGACACAAAGAAAGAAAUAAAGCCAAGAACUAAAUCAUUAUUCUGGAGAGACCUGGCAUAUUUCCCAUUACAAGUGGUUACAGAAAUAUAGAGGAAGGAGUUCAUAAUUUUACAGUAACAUACAUACAGAUCCACCAAAGGCAAUACCAUCUCUGGCUACUGCUGCUGGCUCAAAAUGCUGUUUACUCUAGGACUUCUCCUCCUUCUCACCCCAUUUCCCUCCUUUCAAUCCACGACCAAUGAGAAGAGAAACUCGACAGGAAGCGACGUAACCAAACCCAAUGCCGUUUUCACCCUGUCAAAACCGAAAAACACUGCUGCUGUCGCCAAACAGACCGUUCGCCCAACCCUAAAGCCAAACACAGUCAAUCAGACGGUUUUACCCACUCCGGCAACCACCAAAAGCAAGCCCAGUCCAGCAGUAAUUCAAACCACUCCGUCAGCAGCAGUAAAGGCUACUCCAGUGAGUGGCACCAUCACCAACAAAGACAAGCACACAGUCUCAGUCAAUCAUACUGUUGUAGCUAAAUCUCCCUCAGCCAGUGAAGUGAAGGCUACCAAAGACAAGCAUUCUCACGCUUCAGCCAGUGGUGCUAAAACCACCAAAGACAAACUCCAACCGUCAGUCAAUCAGACUGUUUCAAUGAAAUCUACUUCAACCAGUGAUGGAAAGACCGCCAAAGACAAGCCUGCCCCCACUGUAGUUCAAAAUGUUCAGCCAACAUUCCCAAAGUCUGCUCCUGCCAGUGGCCCUAAAAUCACCAAAAACAAGCCCACAGUCUCCGUCAAUCAGACUGUUGUAGCUAAAUCUCCCUCCGCCAGAGAUGUGAAGAACUCUAAAGAAAAGCCUGCCCCUGUGCAACCAGUCAAGGUGGUCAUCAGUGAUGGAUGUGACUCAAGCAACACCAAGGAGCAGGAGCUGAAGCUGAAGCCUGGUGCUCCUCUGGUGAUGACGCAUAAGAUCAGCUUGUUGCCUGGUGGCUGCACCGGGGGAUGUGAGGCUGAGAUGGCUACGCUGAAAGGACGUGUGGCCCGACUGGAAAGAGAGAUGUCCUCCCUAAAAGAGAAAUGCCCAUGUUCUGCAAACUGUCCAAAUGACUGUAGUGGCAAUGGGGAAUGUCAGAAGGGGAAAUGUAUCUGCCAACAGGGAUUCAUGGCUCCAGACUGCAGUAAGUGUGCACAAGGAGCUGAGUGUAAUAAAAAAGCUGCCAAAGGAAAGGUCAUGGUAACCGUUGAAACAGUGUCUGUGCAGGUGAACAAAGAUAAGGAAAACAUGCAAGAGAAAACCACCAAAGUAGAGCACACACUCUUCCAGAAAAGGGAGCAGAAGAAGGUGUCUGAAGCCAAAGACGCUGACACUAAACCCAAAGUGGCUACUAAUGCUAAAGCAGGUCUUGUAAAAACACAAUCAAAACAUGAAGCUUCUGUUAAGAAAAUAACUAUUAAAGACUCUUCAAGUGCUACAAAGACCAGUCGCCCAACUGUUGGUCAAGUUCUGUUGAAACAUGAGGGAAGAAAACAAGAAGAGGCCCGUAAAGGCAAAACAACAGUCCUGACCUCUAAAAAUGUCCUUCAAAAAACUGACCUCAAGCUUGUUAAGGAAGGAACUGCCAGUAAAACAUAUCCUAAAUCUGACCAACUAAAAGACGAACCUCAAACCAAUGUAACCCAGAGUAACGUGAAGAAAUCUAAUGGCACAGCUAAAAUUGUGACCAUUCUGUCCAAGGUGGCGGGAAUAAACAAAACCAGAACAGGGAAGGAGACCUUGGAACAGUCCACACUGGCUGAGAAGAAUGUUACUCAAUCAUCUGGAUAUAAACGCACCAAGAAAGUCAAAGUAGACACUACAAUUGUGCAAUCUGUUGACAACAGAAACACUGAAGCUGGCAAGAUUGUAAAAGAGAAAGUUACACAGAGGAGUCAGUAUCUAGUAAAUGCAACCAUUGCAGUAACAUCAGGCGAGGCUCGAGUUCUGCAGAACAAAACAACUAUCCAUGGCUCUGGGAGCGCAAAGAGGAUGGGAGGAUCUGGGUUAGGUUCUGUAAAGGUUGUAAACAUCUCUUCCUACAGCUUCACUGUCACGUGGUCAGCGCCACAAGGGAUGUUCAAGAACUUCACUGUGAUCAGAAGAGAGCCACUGGCAGAGGAUGACGAAGACGACCAUGAGGAGUUUGAAGAGGAAGCUCUUGAAGGUGACAAGGCCUCCACAGCUAAGAACACAACUGAAGUCCAGGUACAGAGUGAGAGCACCAACACAACUGCCGCCUCUGGUAAAGCUGUUGAAUCUAGAGGUAAAGCUGAAACCAAGAGGAUCUCUAUGGUGGUCCCUGGCAGCGUACGCUCUGUGGAGUUCAGCAACCUUCGGGCAAACACAGGCUAUGUCCUGCACAUAUAUGGUACUGCAGCUGAGAGAAGAUCAAAGAUUCACAGAGUAACUGCAAUUACAGGUCCUGAGCCAGCCACAGAGAUGAUUUUCAGCAAUGUAACAGAGUCUUCUCUCACUGUUUCCUGGUCCAAACCAAAGACCACAUUCGCAGGCUGCCGGGUCACAUACACCAACAUUGUCACAGGGGAGAGUCGCUUUGUGACCGUGGACUCUCAGCAAUCUCAUGUGGUUCUGUCCAAGUUGUCUGCUGGAUCCUCCUACAUUAUCACUGUAACUACUACACAAGGCAGAGCCCAGAGUGAUGCCCUCACAUCCAUUAUCACCACAGUGCCCGCCCCUCCAACACACCUGCAAGUUGUCAAUGUGACAGAUACGAGAGCUGUGCUGCAAUGGACACCCAGUCUGGGGAAAGUAGACCGCUUCAUCAUCAGCUAUGAGUCCUCCAAGACUCCUAAUGUGACAGUGACAGUGAUGCUGUCUGGAAACUCAGUGGAGCAUCAGCUGAGAGGCCUGCAGAGAGGCACCCUGUACACAGUCAAAGUCCUGAGCCAGAAGGACAGUCUCCAGAGUAUGGCCAUUUCAACUACAUUUACUACCGCUAACGUGGUUAAAGCCAGUGAGGUGGGUGCUCGCUCCGCAGUGAUAGCAUGGAGAACCACUGUUGUUUAUCACAGCUACAGACUGAUCUACCAGGUGGCAGGAGAGGAGACAAAGGAGGUGAUCCUGGACCCAUCCAUCACAGAGUAUAAGCUGACAGGGCUGUUGUCAAUGUCACGCUAUAUUGUGCUGGUACAAGGCGAGAGAGAUGGACACUACACAUCUGUUGUCACCACAGAAUUCAUCACAGACAAACUACGUUUCCCCUUCCCUACCGAGUGCUCUCAGGAGCUGCUGAAUGGAGCUCUGCAGUCAGGAGAGGUGGAUAUCUACCCACAAGGAAAAGAGGGACGAGCGGUCAGAGUCUACUGUGACAUGGAGACUGAUGGAGGCGGCUGGACAGUGUUCCAGAGGAGGAUGAAUGGAAAGACAGACUUCUACAGAACCUGGAGUGAAUACAGCUCUGGCUUUGGAAACCUCAGCGAAGAGUUCUGGCUCGGAAAUGAGCUUCUUCACAACCUGACCAGUGCCGGCCCUGUGAGUCUGAGAGUGGACAUGCAAUCUGGAAAUGACACCGCUUAUGCUCACUACGCCAACUUCUCCAUUGACUCAGCAGACAGGCACUAUACUCUUACAGUGUCCGGCUACACUGGAACUGCAGGUGACUCUAUGAGGUACCAUAAUGGGCGUCCAUUCUCAACCCGGGACAAGGACCCUGAUUCUCUGGGGAUUCACUGUGCCAGGGCCUACAUGGGAGGCUGGUGGUACAAGAACUGCUACAAGACCAACCUCAAUGGUCUUUAUGGCAUCAGCAGUAAUAAUCAGGGAAUCGUCUGGAUAGACUGGAAAGGUAAAGACUCCUCCAUUCCCUUCACUGAGAUGAAGUUCAGACCGUCCAGGUUCUCUCCUGCAACUCAUGGCUAAGGAUACACCAGAAGCCAGUGGAUCUCACAGUUGCUGCAUGUCACUUUCCAACUGAAAUUGCAUGUACAGUGGUUUUGAUAGCUAUAAUGACAGCUAUCAGUACAUUUCAUUCAAUGUGCAAGAUUUUUUAUCUGAUCUGUUUUUUUUCUGGAAAUAUACCAAAAGAGUGGUAUAGAGUUUAUUGCAACUUUUUGUAUUCUGUUCUGCCUGACCCGUCCAUUUCAACACAGUUUUUGACUUUAAUACCUUCUUGUGCACCACCAUGGUAUGCCACCCCACUACUACUGUAAUUAAUUAUGCACUGUCUCACUCCAUUGGAAUAAAUGUGGCUAACGUGGG
Molecule: messenger RNA, 4326 nt
Organism: Siniperca chuatsi (mandarin fish)
Lineage: Eukaryota; Metazoa; Chordata; Actinopteri; Centrarchiformes; Sinipercidae
Gene: tnxba
Product: tenascin XBa
Exons: 15
Coding region: 256-3987 (1243 amino acids)
Molecular function (GO): protein binding
Source: RefSeq, a predicted model, not a curated record